Oxyura jamaicensis (ruddy duck) is the source of this 2926-nucleotide messenger RNA. RefSeq names its product solute carrier family 25 member 46 (gene SLC25A46). NCBI's taxonomy places the organism in Eukaryota, Metazoa, Chordata, Aves, Anseriformes, Anatidae. Bases 87 to 1280 code for a protein of 397 amino acids. Gene Ontology annotation, cellular component: mitochondrial outer membrane. Gene Ontology annotation, biological process: axon development; mitochondrial membrane fission; mitochondrial fission. The record is from RefSeq and is a predicted model, not a curated record. The transcript has 8 exons.
AGCCGGAAGUGGCGGUCGGGGCGGCCGGGCGCGGGCCGUUGGGCCGCCGGGAGCGGCCUCCCCCUUGCGCCCCCCCCAUCCCCGCCAUGCACCCGCGGCGCCCCGACGGCUUCGACGGGCUGGGCUACCGGGGCGAGCCGGGCCCCGGCGGCAGGGCCUCGGAGCCGGGCCACUGGGUGAGCAGCCCGCCCGACAUCCCCGGCAGCCGCAACCUGCACUGGGGCGAGAAGACGCCGCCGUACGGCGCGGGGACGCCGCUGGGCCUCAACGAGGAGCCCGGCCUCGGGGCGGCCGGACCCGGCGCCGAACAGUUGAACAGAUUUGCAGGCUUUGGUAUUGGCCUUGCAAGCUUAUUUACAGAAAAUGUGUUGGCACAUCCUUGCAUUGUUCUACGUCGUCAGUGUCAGGUUAAUUAUCAUGCUCGGAAUUACCAUCUCACUCCAUUUACUAUUGUCAAUAUUAUGUACAGCAUCAAUAAGACACAGGGUCCAAGAGCUCUUUGGAAAGGAAUGGGCAGCACAUUCAUUGUUCAGGGAAUAACCCUGGGAACAGAAGGCAUCGUCAGUGAAUUUACACCAUUGCCGAGAGAGCUCUCACAUAAAUGGAACCUCAAACAGAUAGGUGGACACCUUCUGCUCAAAGGGUUAACACAUGUGGUAGCAAUGCCUUUUUAUUCUGCAAGCCUGAUUGAAACUGUGCAGAGUGAAAUCAUUCGAGACAAUCCUGGUAUUCUGGACUGUGUGAAAGAAGGAAUUGGCAGAGUUGUAGGCUUGGGAGUACCUCACAGCAAGCGUCUCCUUCCUCUAAUGGUCUUGAUUUUUCCAACUGCCGUACAUGGAGUUCUUCACUAUGUCAUCAGUUCCAUCAUCCAGAAGCUUGUUUUGUUUGUUCUGAAAAGGGAUAAUUCCCACAACCUUCCAACAGAGAGCUCUACUUCUGUGCAGAGCAUGCUGGAUGCGUAUUUUCCUGAACUUAUUGCUAGCUUUGCUGCUAGCCUUUGUGCUGAUGUCAUGCUUUACCCGCUGGAGACAGUUUUACACCGCCUUCAUAUUCAAGGGACACGCACAAUAAUUGACAAUACAGACCUUGGCUAUGAAGUGCUUCCGAUCAAUACUCAGUAUGAGGGGAUGAGAGACUGCAUAAAUACUAUAAAACGUGAAGAAGGAAUGCUAGGUUUUUAUAAAGGAUUUGGAGCUGUCAUAGUACAGUAUACCUUGCAUGUGGCUGUUCUACAGCUCACCAAAAUUAUCUACUCAACACUGCUUCAAAAUGUUUCUUAAUCUGUUCAGGUGUCAAUUUAGCACAGUGGACAUAAUUGAGUUAUACUAACCUAAUUAUUGUUAAAAUGGCAUAGAAAGUAGAGCUUGAAGAAUCCAUUCUGUGGAUUCUUGUAAAAGAACUUUUUUUCAAAACUGGAAAUUUAGAUGAAUGCCAUUCAAAAAGUACUGUUUAAAUUUAAAAUGAUAAACACGAAUAUAAUAUGCAGUCAUACAAAAGGGGAUAAUUUCAAAUAUGGUUGGAAUGAGGAUUUACCUUUCCUCUUACUGAUUAACUGACUUAUUGAAUGGAUAUGAAUUCUUGAUCUUUGCUCUAUAAACAUCGUAUCUGAUAUUUAAUUUGGACUGCUAGACAGUUUAAAGGAAUUUAUUUCAUGAGUUGUAGGAACUUGGAAACGUGAGACUGGGCUUACUGGUCUUUUAAGUGUUUUCAGCUUCACUGUUAAUGGACCUGUCAGCAAAACAGAAACUGUAAAAGUAACUUAAGUAGACAUAAAUCACAUAAUUUACAAGUAUAUAAGCUUAAUUUGCUGCAGUGUGGCAGAAGAUGGAUCUUUUGCUUUAUAAAAAAAUAAAAACUUUUUUGGGGAUAAAGUUGCACAGAAUGUAAAAAUGUGGCUGUCUUGCAGUUUGUUCACAAGGCUUACAGUAACUAAAGUGUGUGAAUAAAAGAAAAUUAGAAGCUGUUGUGUGCAUGUGUAAGUGCCAUUCUUAGACCACUUUCCACUCAUAACUUCAGUUUAGUUUUAUUCCAUCUAAGAGUAGAAUAAUCUUGCAAAUGUAUUUAGUAUCAAUGUUCACAGUGUACUGAGAGGAAAAUGAUCAGUUGGCCAUUUCUGAAGUUUCUCUUUUGCUAGAUUGGAGGGAUAUGUACGAAAUUACCUACUUAAGAUUUAGCACUCAUGUCCUUUGCUUAAAGUCUCUGAUGGAUUAGAUAUUUUGUGAAGCAGAAUUCAAUCUGUUCAUGUGCAAGCAGAUACUGAAAUGUACCGUUUUUGCACUCUUCACCUAGUAAAAAAAAUUAAGUCUGUCAGUCUGAAGAUGAGUUUUGGUCAUUCUAAAUAACUUAUUUGUUGGCUUCAUCAGUGAAUAUAAUGAAAAGUGUUGCAGGGGGGUGUGAUUUUAGCAAAUAAAGCAGGCAUGUGGGGAGUCACUUUUAAAUUAUAUGAGUCUGUUACCUUCUUCACACUUCCCUGUAGCAAGUCUUUAUCUUCAAAUACUGUAAAUUGGUGUGCAUUUAAUCUUUAAGCAUUGUAUAGUAGCUACCAUUUAUGGAAAGUAGUAAUGGCAAAACAGUGAAAAAGUGUUGCUGUUCAUAAGCUCUGACUUGAAAUCAUUUGCAAGUCUGCUUUAUGGUUAAAGUAACUUUCAUGUUUUUUUUAAAAUACGUAAGCAUUGAAAUGGAAAGUGUAGUGAAAUUGGGAACUUGUUUUGAAAUACUGUUAAUGGAGAAUUUAGUGUCUAGAAUGAAAGCAAUCAAAUAAAGUGAGAAUUUGUUGUAAAUAUUUUGAAGUAAUUCACUGAAGAGGCACACAAAGGAAGCCUGGUUCGUAUGUUAUGCUUUGUUGUAUAUACUUCAUAACGGCUUUUUCAAAUUGCUCAACCUUCCUAAGUGCAAGACCACAUUGAAUUAAAACUACAUGCAAGAA